AUGAAGGAGGAGGGGCCCGCGGUUGAGGGCCUUGACGGCUCUUGCGAGGCUCAGAAAUGCGAUCCCGCCCCCUCGCUGAUCCGUCCCUACCUCCGAUACAACAACCACCUCUACCGCCCCCAGGUCGCCCGUCAUGUCCCAGAAAGGCGGCAAAGCGCCGCAGCCAAGGGCAAGAAGCCCGGUGCCAAGGCUGGAGCAGACGAGAAGCGCGAGGAUGCCCUCCAAGCAGUCAUCCUGGCAGACUACUUCCAGGACAGAUUCAUGCCAUUUACCCACGAGAAGCCGAGAUGCCUCCUGCCCCUGGCCAACACCCCCCUGAUCGAGUACACACUCGAGUUCUUGGACAUGAACGGGGUAGAGGAUGUCAUCGUUUACACCGGAAAUCACACAGACCAGAUCGAGAGCUACAUAAACGAGCACCCCCGAUGGAGCCCCACCAGCAAGAUGAACCCUUUCACGUCCCUCGACUUCAUACGAGUAUCGGACGCCAGCUCCGUCGGCGACUUCCUCCGUGACCUGGACGGGCGGGGCUUGGUUUCGGGUGACUUCAUCCUGGUCCAUGGUGACUGUGUUGCAAACAUCCAGUUGGAUGCCGCUCUGGCAGCCCACAAGGCCAGGCGUGAGGCAAACCGGGACAAUAUCAUGACUGUCGUGCUCAGAUCCGGUGGCGUGAGCGAGCACCGCGCCAAGCCCAAGGGCUUCACGCCCAUCUUUGCCGUCGAAUCAAAUACGAGCCGAUGUCUGCAUUACGAGGAGAUGAACCCCCUGCAGAGUGACCAUUACGCCAUCCUGGACCCAGCAAUUUUCGAACAUGACGCAUUAGAAAUCCGAACCGAUCUCAUCGACCCCGGCAUCGACAUCUGUACACCCGACGUGCUAGCCCUGUGGUCAGAAAGCUUUGACUACGAGCUUCCCCGGAAGAACUUUCUGCACGGCGUCUUGAAGGACUGGGAGCUCAACGGCAAACUCAUAUACACCCACAUCGUGGAUGACGGCUACGCUGCAAGAGCCAGCAGUCUACAAAUGUACGAAUCCAUCACGCGAGACGUUCUGGGCGGAUGGACUUUCCCUCUUGUGCCCGACUCAAAUCUGGUGUCGGGCCACUCAUAUGUCAUGACCAAAGGAGGCGUGAGCCGAGAGAAAGGAGUCAAACUCGAAUCGGAUACGUUCGCCUCCAAGUCGGUGUUUGGUAGUAGGGUCACCGUUUCCAGUGGCAGCAGAGUAACCAACAGCGUUGUCGGAAGGCGAUGCUUCAUCGGCAAGAAUGUCACCAUUGAGGACAGCUACAUAUGGGACGACGCGACGAUUGAGGACGGUACGACCGUAACGCGUUCUAUUAUCGGCGAGUCAGUUACUGUGGGCAAGAACUGCAAGAUUGGUGCGGGAUCAAUAAUAUCGAACGGCGUCACCAUCAGCGAUGGCAUCUCGAUCUCCCCAUCAACAGUACUGUCGGUCAUCACGCACGAGAAGAAGCCUGUAAAGAGUGACACCAAGCUUCUCGGGCCGAAGGGCAGGGGAGCCAUUUACAGAUACGAGGACGAGGAUGAGGAUGAGGACGACAUCGACCCCUCAGACCCGUCACAACUCCAGAAACCCCUCAUCUACUCGAUCGAGAAGUUCAACAUCUCCACAUCGUCCGUCUCCACCCUCUCCUCAGAAAUCGAAUCCGACUCGGAGGACGACGAGCCGGCCGCCGCAGCAGACCCCAUCCAACGCCAACGUCUUUCAUCCUUCGCCUCUGACGACUCCGGGUCAGGCCACAGCAAGGCGGCCUUCCACAAGGAGGCCGUCAACGGGCUCCUCGACGCCCUCCGCGGCGAGGAGAACGACUUCGACGGCGCCAAGCUCGAGUUCAUGGGCCUGCGCCUCAGCCAGGACGCGUCGGACACCUCGGUGCGGCGGGCGGUGGCGGCGGCGUUCGUGCGGCGGGCCGCGGAGCUCCUUCAGCCCGGGCACGGCGGGCCGCUGGAGCCGUCCAAGGCGGCGGAGCAGGCGGUCGCCUCUAAGACCGGCACGGCCAAGUUCCUCCGCGAGGUGGGCGUGGGCGGCGGCAGCGUGGCUGAGCAGGUCGAGUUCGUGCUGGCGCUGCAGAAGGCGCUCGUGGGCCACAGCGAGGUCGAGACGCCGCGCGCGGGCACGCUGCUCGCCGUCAUGCUGCAGCAGAUGUACAACGAGGACGUCGUCGAAGAGGACGGCAUCCUGGCGUGGUGGGCCGACGGGCGCGCCGCCGACGGCGAGAGCAUGUCCGUCGUCCGGGGCAGGUGCAAGGUCCUCGUGGACUGGCUGGAGGAGGCGGAUAGUGAGGACGACGAUGAUGAUGGGGACGACAGCGACUAG
Molecule: messenger RNA, 2337 nt
Organism: Diaporthe citri
Lineage: Eukaryota; Fungi; Ascomycota; Sordariomycetes; Diaporthales; Diaporthaceae
Exons: 4
Coding region: 1-2337 (778 amino acids)
Biological process (GO): biosynthetic process
Cellular component (GO): eukaryotic translation initiation factor 2B complex
Molecular function (GO): translation initiation factor activity; translation initiation factor binding; guanyl-nucleotide exchange factor activity
Source: RefSeq, a predicted model, not a curated record